UGAUAACUUGCUCAACAUUAAAUCUUUAAAUCUACCAUCAAUCCACCAGCAUCCUAAGUUGUCCUCGUACACACUCGAGCAAGUCGCAUUUGAAUCAUCUACCAUUCAUUCCCAUUUUCGGAUAGACGAGAAUGAUCACAACGACUCCUUAGACUAAUGUCUUCCCGUACUACCUCCUUCUCCGUCACCCACCCACAGCUAUCCCGCAGACCCUCCGUUAGUUCUAGAUUGUCGAUCGCCGUGUCAACUGCUGAGCGUGGAGAGGUAAAUGGAAGCAAUGCGCCGAGAGAACAGCAAAUAGAAGAGGAGAUAGCCGAAAUCAAAAGAUAUGAGGACUUUACCACCAUAGAUUGGGUGCAGGAUGCGGCACAGGAGAGAUUACGUAGGAGGACAAAACUAAAAAGACAUGCACGCUUCGAUAACGGAAAGGUGUCAUGGAGAUAUAAGUUGUGGGAGUCAUACGAUGCCGCGCAAGGAUGGAUCGUGGUAACCUUAAUAGGGGCGGCGAUCGGCUUGAAUGCUGCCUUUCUGAAUAUCAUAACCGAAUGGCUAUCCGACAUAAAAAUGGGAUAUUGUACGACUGCUUUCUACCUAAACGAAAACUUCUGUUGUUGGGGCGAGGACAAUGGAUGCGACCACUGGCAUCGCUGGACCUCGUUUGAACCAGCCAACUAUGCGCUGUACAUCAUGUUUGCGACCAUAUUUGCCUUUACCUCGGCCAUUCUCGUCAAAUCAUUCGCGCCCUAUGCUGCCGGCUCGGGUAUCUCCGAGAUCAAGUGCAUUAUUGCGGGUUUUGUUAUGAAGGGAUUCCUAGGAUUCUGGACUCUGCUCAUCAAAUCGAUCGCCUUACCACUAGCUAUCGCUUCUGGUCUCUCGGUCGGUAAGGAGGGUCCCAGCGUGCAUUAUGCGGUAUGUACAGGCAAUGUCAUAUCGAGGAUGUUCGACAAAUACAAACGGAAUGCAUCCAAGACACGAGAGAUUCUUAGCGCCUGCGCUGCGGCCGGUGUGGGUGUUGCAUUUGGCAGUCCUAUCGGAGGCGUGUUGUUCUCUCUAGAAGAGAUGUCUAACUAUUUCCCAUUGAAAACUAUGUGGAGAAGUUACUUCUGCGCUCUCGUCGCGACAGCUGUCCUCGCGGCGAUGAACCCUUUCAGGACCGGCCAGUUAGUCAUGUUCCAAGUUAAAUACGAUCGAUCGUGGCAUUUCUUCGAAACGGUGCCAUAUAUCAUCAUUGGCAUAUUCGGUGGUCUAUAUGGCGCUUUCGUGAUUAAAUGGAACUUACGAGCCCAGGCAUUCCGAAAGAAGUACCUAACGAAAUGGGCCGUCCUUGAAGCUACGCUAUUAGCCAUGGGAACGGCCAUUAUCUGCUACCCUAACGUAUUUCUUCGGAUUGAUAUGUCAGAAAGCAUGGAAAUCUUGUUUUUGGAAUGUGAGGGGACUGAAGAUUACCAAGGGCUCUGUGAUAACGAUAGGCGGUGGUCGAAUAUUAUGUCACUAACCAUCGCGACUAUUAUUCGCAUAUUCCUAGUUAUCAUCUCAUAUGGAUGCAAAGUACCAGCCGGUAUCUUCGUACCAUCUAUGGCUGUUGGGGCAUCUUUUGGCCGAACUGUUGGCAUUAUAAUGCAGGCGAUCUAUCACGCCCAUCCGGAUAGCGCUUUUUUCGCCGCUUGCCAACCGGAUGUACCAUGUAUCACGCCUGGGACAUAUGCUUUUCUGGGAGCCGCUGCCGCACUCAGUGGUAUCAUGCAUAUUACGGUGUCGGUUGUGGUUAUUAUGUUUGAGCUUACAGGUGCUCUAACCUACAUCUUGCCUACUAUGAUUGUUGUUGGUGUCACGAAGGCUGUAUCCGAUUUAUUUGGCAAAGGCGGAAUUGCCGAUCGGAUGAUUUGGUUUAGUGGUUUCCCAUUUCUUGACAACAAGGAAGAGCACAAUUUUGGCGUUCCAGUAUCAACGGCUAUGACCAACGACGUAGUCGCCAUCCCUAUUCAUGGAACAACGUUACAAUCUAUCGAAGACCUACUCAAGCAACCUAAGUACCAGGGCUUCCCCAUCGUCGAGGAUUUAUCGACGAAGGUGCUUGUCGGCUAUAUCGGUCGCACUGAAUUACGCUAUGCUAUUGAUCGUCUACGUCGCGAGCGCUCGAUUACUAUCAGCCCGGAAGCUAGAUGCAGCUUCUCACCACCGCCAGUAUUAAAUUCAGUUACGCCUAUUACACCUACUGUUACUAUCAGCAACGCGGACUACAAUUUUUCCUCGACGUCUGUCGAUUUCAGCCGGUAUGUAGAUGCGACACCGGUGACGGUACAUCCACGGUUGCCACUCGAGACAGUGAUGGAACUCUUCCGCAAGAUCGGGCCCCGUGUGAUCUUGAUCGAGCACCAUGGUCGAUUAUGUGGCUUAGUCACAGCCAAGGACUGUCUUAGGUAUCAGUUUAAGGCGGAAGCAGCUGAGAAUCCACGUGACGACCACGAGAUUACCGAAGGAUAUGAGAAGCUCUGGAGAGUGAUGAUUAGAGUUGCCGGAUGGUUCUCUGGGAAAGUCGCAAGUGUUAGCGGCGGACGCAUACAACUUGGUGGUGACGGAAAUGAAAGACGGCCUUUGGCGCGAGGAAAUAGUAAUGGCCAGAUUAUGGAUGGCGAUGAAGAUGUAGGUGACAUCGAUGGUGUCGAGUUGGAGAAUAGGUAGUGUCAUAUUUGGUAUUCAAUACUAGUGUCGUUCAAAA
Annulohypoxylon maeteangense is the source of this 2719-nucleotide messenger RNA. RefSeq names its product chloride channel protein. Gene Ontology annotation, cellular component: Golgi apparatus; membrane; endoplasmic reticulum. The record is from RefSeq and is a predicted model, not a curated record. Gene Ontology annotation, biological process: intracellular copper ion homeostasis; intracellular iron ion homeostasis; transmembrane transport. NCBI's taxonomy places the organism in Eukaryota, Fungi, Ascomycota, Sordariomycetes, Xylariales, Hypoxylaceae. The transcript is spliced from 4 exons. Gene Ontology annotation, molecular function: voltage-gated chloride channel activity. The coding region runs from base 157 to 2682 and encodes 841 amino acids.